AACCGAAAUCCGAGCCUAAACUAAAAACCAAACCAAACCCCCUUCUCUCUCUCUCACGAAGCUUUGCAAACAAGAAGAAGAAAAGCAGAGUCGACGCGACCUUUCUCUCACAAGCAUUAUAAUUCUCAUCUAUAUAUAUAAACGCUCGCUCGCUCGCUUGCUUUCUCUUUGUUUCUUGCCUUCGUUUUUUAAAUUAAAGAAAAAUUUCAGAUAAUUCUCCAUUUAUAUUUCUUUGUAUAUGCGCGUGUAGAGAGAGCGUGAUUGUUUUCCAAUUUGAAUUAUGGCUACUGGUGUGGAAUCGUCUUCGCCGGAGACGGGGAGGGUUGCGGUGGCUCUUGAUUUUCCUCUGAGUGAUAUGCUGUCGUUUAGUUCUCCUCCUAGAAUACCUAGAAGGCUUCGGAAAAGACUCUUGGAGGCUAGGACUCCUAGUACUGUUGAAGAAAUUGAAGCUAAACUUCGACAUGCUGAUCUUCGUAGACAGCAAUUCUAUGAGAAGUUGUCAAGCAAGGCAAGACCAAAGCCUAGAAGCCCCUCACGGUCUUCAUCUCAUGAAGAAGACCUUGGCCAACGGCUUGAAGCCAAACUUCAAGCCGCAGAGCAGAAAAGGUUGGACAUUCUGGCAAAGGCUCAGAUGCGCCUUGCUAGGCUGGAUGAGUUGCGUCAGGCAGCAAAAACUGGAGCAGAAAUGCGGUUUGCUAGAGAAAGAGAGAGGCUGGGUACAAAAGUUGAAUUGCGGGUUCAGCAAGCAGAAGCAAAUAGAAUGCUUAUCCUGAAGGCUAAUAGGCAAAGAAGGGCCACCCUAAAGGAGAGAAUGUCCCAAUCAAUAUUGCGGCGAAUGGCUCGGGAGAGCAAAUACAAGGAGCGUGUGUGUGCUGCAAUUCACCAAAAGCGUGCAGCUGCUGAGAGGAAGCGACUGAGGUUGCUGGAAGAAGAAAAGAAGAGGGCAUGUGCUAGAGUUUUGCAAGUAAGACGAGUGGCUAAGUCGGUAUAUAACCAACGUGAGAUUGAGAGACGGAGAAUGCGGGACCAUCUGGAAAAUCGGUUGCUAAGGGCCAAAAGGCAAAGAGCAGAAUAUUUGAGGCAGAGAGGAAGGCAAUGCAAUUCUGUUCGAGUGAAUUGGAAUCGAAUGCACAAGCAGGCCGAUCUUCUAUCCAGAAAAUUAGCAAGGUGCUGGAGGCAGUUCCUUAGGUCUAGGAGGACUACUUUAGACUUGGCAAAAAGUUAUGAUGCCUUGAAACUCCAUGAGAGUUCUGUCGAGUCAAUGCCAUUUGAGCAGCUUGCUCGAUUGAUUGAAUCUGCUACUACCCUACAGACUGUGAAAGGUCUACUUGAUCGGCUAGAAAGCCGCCUUAGAGUUUCCAAGGCUGUUUUAAGCAAUCAUUCAACCAAUUUGGAAAAUAUUGAUCACCUUCUAAAAAGAGUAGCCACCCCAAGGAAACGGACUGCUACUAGGAAUUCUGUGAGGAGCAGAGACACAAAGAAAGUAGGAGCUGCUAGGGAGGCAGCAAGAAGUCCAGUUAAAUCAUCAAGGUAUCCUGUGAGAGUAGUUCUUUGUGCCUAUAUGAUUUUGGGUCAUCCAGAUGCCGUUUUCAGUGGUCAAGGGGACCGUGAGAUUGCUCUGGGCAAGUCUGCUAAAGAAUUUAUUCGACAGUUUGAGUUGCUGAUAAGAAUUAUACUGGAUGGUCCCAUACAGAGUUCUGAUGAGGAAUCAGACUCUAUGUCACCAAAGCGCUGUACCUUUAGGUGUCAGCUUGCGACAUUUGAUAAAGCCUGGUGCUCCUACUUGAAUUGCUUUGUUGUGUGGAAGGUUAAGGAUGCCCAGUCAUUGGAGGAGGACAUGGUGAGAGCUGCUUGCCAACUGGAGCUUUCUAUGAUUCAAAAAUGCAAGAUGACACCGGGAGGGGAUACUGAUGCUCUUAGUCAUGAUAUGAAAGCUAUUCAGAAACAGGUUACUGAAGAUCAAAAUCUUCUGAGGGAAAAGAUACAACACCUGAGUGGAGAUGCUGGGAUUGAGCGUAUGGAACAUGCUCUAUCAGAAACACGAUCUAAAUACUUUCAAGCAAAAGAAAAUGGAAGCCCAGUAGGCUCACCAAUCACACAGUUCCUCUCUUCUGGCACAUCUAACUCUCGAAUUGCUCCUUCUGUUGGUAACUUAUCCUGCACAAGUGAUGUAGUUGAGAGUGUUGAGAUGCCAAGCCGUGUAGUUCGCUCUUUGUUCAGAGACGAUGAUGCUUCCCAACCUAAAGGAACUGCAAUUAUCAGUGGCCAUUUUGAUGGUCAGUUGGGUUCUUCUGUUGAAAAUUUGAUAGCAGAGAAUGAAUUGAUUGUAAAUGAAUUUCUCCAUGAGCAACAUCACAGCAUUGUUGAUGGACUCAAUACUGAAAAAGAGAACAGUAUCAAGGCAAAGAUAAGAGAGACGAUGGAGGCAGCUUUUUGGGAUGGUAUCAUGGAAUCCAUAAAACAGGAUGAGCCCUGCUAUGACAGGGUUGUUGAACUGGUGAGGGAGGUUAGGAAUGGAAUUAGUGGGAUGGCUCCACAAAGCUGGAAGCACGAGAUUGAUGAAGUUAUUGAUCUAGAUAUUCUCUCUCAGGUGUUAGAGUCGGGUACACUGGACAUUGAUUAUCUCAGAAAGAUUCUAGAGUUUUCAUUCGGUACUUUGCAGAAGCUAUCCUCUCCAGCCCGUGAGGAGGAAAUGAAAGUUACAUAUCAGAAAUUAUUAGAAGAGUUGGCAGAGAUGUGUUCAGCCCAAGAUGAGUCGACAUCUUCCCAUGCCCUUGCAAUGAUCAAGGGUCUACGCUUUGUACUAGAGCAUAUUCAGGCUCUUAAGCAAGAGAUAAGCAAAGCACGUAUAAAACUGAUGGAGCCUUUGUUGAAGGGACCUGCCGGUUUGGAUUACUUGAGAAAAGCUUUUGCCAACCAUUAUGGAUCUUACUCUGAUGCACGUGCAUCUCUACCCUUGACCAUGCGAUGGCUUUCAUCUGUGAGGAAUUGUGGAGACCAGGAGUGGGAAGAGCAUACCAACUUGCUUUCAACUUUGAUAAACCAGGGUAGCUCGUCUCAGGAGUUUCUUCCCUCUAUCACACUUAGAACUGGUGGAAGCUUUAUGCUCAAAACAAAAGGAAGUGGUACUGCCUCUACUUCUUCUUCAUCUGCUACAGGUGGUCAGAAGCCAGAACCAGAGUGCAAUGGUGAAAGAAUUGAUUUGUUGGUGAGGCUUGGAUUAUUGAAGUUGGUAAGUGGGGUUUCUGGCCUAACACAAGAAGUUCUGCCUGAAACCUUUAUGCUUAACCUGCCUCGUUUGAGAGCUGCUCAGGCUCAAAUCCAGCAGAUCAUAGUAAUAUCAACUAGCGUUCUUGUUUGCCGGCAAACACUCCUGAUGGAGCAAGUAGUAGCCAGCGGUGCAGAUUUGGAAAGCAUAUUAUCAAAGUGCACUAACCAAUUGCUGGAGCUCUUAGAUCAUGUCGAUGAUGUGGGUAUUGAGCAGAUUGUAGAAAUCAUAAGUGGUUUCUCACAAGUUGGUGACAGGGCAGGAGACCUUGAGAAACUUCAAUCGAGGAAGCUAGUCAUGGCUAGGAUGUUAGGGAAGAGCUUGCAGGCUGGGGACCCAGUUUUUGAGAAGGUCGCCCGUGCCGUUUACUUGGCCACAAGAGGUAUUGUACUAGGUGGCAGUGGACCUCAGGGAAGAAAACUAGCAGAAAUGGCACUCCAACAAGUAGGGGCUGCCUUGCUGACUGAAAGGGUAGUGGGAACAGCCGAAAUAUUAGUGGUGGCAGCCACCGUGUCGGUUGCUGUACAUGGGCCAUGGUAUGUAAAUCUGGUUGAUAACAUGUGAUGGAAUUGUAUUGCAAUUGGGGAAGUGGGAGAGAAUAAUACACACCUGUAAAUAGUAGAUUGUGAGUGUGUGUGACAAGGGUGCGUGUGUAAAUGGAAAAUAAUACUUGAUUGUAAUGUCCAAUUCUUCAAUGAUUGUAAUGAAUUCUUCGAUGGUAGUGGUGUAAAUACUGCCUUUUCUUUGUGCA
Molecule: messenger RNA, 4019 nt
Organism: Manihot esculenta (cassava)
Lineage: Eukaryota; Viridiplantae; Streptophyta; Magnoliopsida; Malpighiales; Euphorbiaceae
Exons: 11
Coding region: 281-3832 (1183 amino acids)
Biological process (GO): signal transduction
Source: RefSeq, a predicted model, not a curated record